AUGUUUACUAGAGGUGGUGUCUCGAAGGCUCAAAAGGGAUUGCACUUGAACGAAGAUAUCUACGCUGGUAUGACUGCAAUGUUGAGAGGAGGAAGAAUCAAACACUGUGAAUAUUACCAAUGUGGUAAGGGUAGAGAUAUGGGUUUCGGUUCUAUCUGUAAUUUCACAACCAAGAUCGGUGCUGGUAUGGGUGAACAGAUGUUGUCCAGAGAAUACUACUACUUGUCGACUCAAUUGCCAUUGGACAGAUUCUUGUCCUUCUACUACGGUCACCCUGGUUUCCAUAUCAAUAACUUGUUUAUUCAGUUGUCGUUGCAGAGUUUUAUGUUGGUUUUGGCUAACUUGAACGCUUUGGCGCAUGAGUCUAUCCUUUGUGACUACAACAAGAAUGUUCCUAUCACUGAUCUUUUGAAGCCUUUCGGUUGUUACAACUUGGACCCAGCUGUGGAUUGGAUUAGACGUUACACAUUGUCUAUUUUCAUUGUUUUCUUCAUUUCCUUCAUCCCAUUGACGGUACAAGAGUUAAUUGAGAGAGGUCUUUGGAAAGCUACCCAAAGAUUCUGCAGACACUUUAUCUCUAUGUCUCCAUUCUUCGAAGUGUUCGUUGCUCAAAUUUACUCUACAUCGUUAUACAUUGAUAUGACUGUGGGUGGUGCCAGAUACAUUUCUACAGGUAGAGGAUUCGCUACAUCGCGUAUUCCCUUCUCCAUUUUGUUCUCCAGAUUUGCAGACUCAUCCAUUUACUUGGGUGCCAGAAGUAUGUUGAUCAUUUUGUUUGGUUCCGUGUCUCAUUGGCAAGCACCAUUGUUAUGGUUCUGGGCAUCUUUGUCUGCUUUGAUCAUCUCUCCAUUCUUAUUCAACCCUCAUCAAUUUGCCUGGGAAGACUUCUUCAUUGACUACCGUGAUUUCAUCAGGUGGAUGUCUCGUGGUAACACCAAGUGGCAUAGAAACUCGUGGAUUGGCUACGUUAAGCUUUCCAGAUCUAGAAUCACUGGUUUCAAGAGAAAGUUGACAGGAGACAUUUCUGAAAAGGCUGCCGGUGAUACCACAAGAGCUCACAGAUCCAAUGUCCUCUUUGCCGACUUUAUUCCAUGUGCAUUCUAUGCUGCUGCUUUGUUUGUUCCUUACACUUUUAUUAAUGCUCAAACUGGUGUUACUAAAUGGGAGGUCGACGGCAGAGACUCAACUGACCCUAUCAUUGUGAACUCUGUUGCUAGACUCGUCAUUUGUGCUUUGGCCCCAGUGGUUAUCAACAUGGGCUGUUUGGGUGUCUGCGUUGGAUUAGCUUGUUGCGCUGGUCCAAUGUUGGGAAUGUGCUGCAAGAAAACGGGUGCUGUUAUUGCUGGUGUUGCUCACGGUGUUGCAGUCGUUGUUCAUUUGGUUUUCUUCAUUGUCAUGUGGGUUUUGGAAGGUUUCAACUUCGCUAGAAUGUUGUUGGGUGUUGUUGCCCUGAUCUACAUCGAGAGAGUAUUGUUCAAGUUCAUGACAUUGCUUUUCUUGACCAGAGAAUUCAAGAACGACAAGGCCAAUACUGCAUUCUGGACUGGUAAGUGGUACGGCAGCGGUAUGGGUUACAUGGCUUUUACUCAACCAGCAAGAGAAUUCUGCGCCAAGACCAUUGAAAUGUCAGAGUUUGCCGGUGACUUCAUUUUGGCUCACAUCAUUUUGUUUGUACAAUUGCCAAUUUUGUUCAUUCCAAUGAUUGACAGAUGGCAUUCCACCAUGUUGUUCUGGUUGAAGCCAUCAAGACUUAUCAGACCACCAAUCUACUCUUUGAAGCAAGCUAAGUUGAGAAAGAGAAUGGUAAGAAAGUACUGUACUUUGUACUUCACUAUCUUGGUUCUCUUUGUGGUUGUCAUUGUUGCUCCUGCUGUGGCGUCUAAGUUCAUCAAGAAGAAUCUUGGCUCUAAAAUGACGGGUACCUUCCAGGGUAUCUUCCAACCAAGAGGUACUCACAACAAUGAUACUGGUAAGGUCUCUACCUGGUGGGAAACAAGUGGUAUUAAGCUUACCUUCUGGAGUUUCACACCAUCAUCAAGACAUCACUACACCAGUAAGGAUUUCUAA
Clavispora lusitaniae ATCC 42720 is the source of this 2067-nucleotide messenger RNA. The record is from RefSeq and is a predicted model, not a curated record. Lineage: Eukaryota; Fungi; Ascomycota; Pichiomycetes; Serinales; Metschnikowiaceae.